AUGAAGAUGCUCAACUUAUUCAACAGAAAGUCUAAAAGCACCUAUGAGGCCAGUGUACGUUCCCCUGUCGACAAACACCUGGAAAAAGAACUCAAGGAGUUUUACACAGCUGCUUCAAAGGGUAAUUUGACAAAGUUGAGGAAGCUUGCUGCCAAGAAAGAUAUUACUCAACUCAACAAGCUGACUAGUGAUGCACUUCAUGUUGCCUGUGCCAGAGGACACGUUGACGUGGUGCAAUUCCUUAUUGAGAGGAAAGCAAAGCUGAAUCAAUGUGACUCUGAAAAUAGAUCUGCCUUAAUGAAGGCAGUGCAGAGUCAGCAUGAGCAAUGUGUGGGCAUGCUGCUGGAAAACCAUGCUGAGCCUAACCUGGUGGAUAACAAAGGCAACACAGCCCUGCACCUGGCAGCAAACAUCCCAUCCGUCCCCAUUGCUUCCUUGCUACUGCACCAUAAGGCUAACAUCAAUGCCCAAAACAAGAAGGGUUUUACACCUCUGAUCGUAGCAGUACGUGAGCAUUAUAUUAAGAUGGCAAACUAUCUCCUCAACAAGAGAGCUGAUGUAAAUGUCAUUGACCAAGAACAAAGGUCCCCAUUAAUGAUAGCUGCUGGCAGAGGACAGAUCGAUAUAUUGGAACUACUCAUGAGGUUUAAUGCUAAUACUGCACUAAAGGAUACCAAAGGAUGGACAGCGUGUGAGUAUGCUGUAAAGAAUGGCAAAGUUAUUAAACAAAGGGCUGCUAGGAAGCCACUUAGCAAAUAUGACCGAGAUAAUGUCCAAAAGACUGAGCUUGGUUUGGCUGACGUUGAUAGUCUUUCUAAGAACACUGAGAAAACUGUGGCCAAUCAGGCUGGAUUAAUUCACCAGGCACAACAGCCUUCAGCCACCAAGAGCUUCAACAUGGCAUCAGUGCAAGUGCAUCUCCCACUCUCACUGAGGGACAAUGGUAACAAACAGGAAGGACAGAUGAAAGAUUCCUCAGAAGAUCAGAUGGCACUUGCUGUUGUGAGCAAACAUGACAGGGAUAAUGACCAAAAGACUGAUCUUGGUUUGGGUGUUCUCGAUGAGCUAUCAGAAUGGGACUCACCCAGUGUCACCAGACAUGAUAGCAAUGGCGAUAUUAAACAGAUGGAGACUGAGAAGCAACUUGGUAUUUUAAGCAAACAGGACAGAGUUAAUGGACAAAAGACUGAUCUUGCCACCAAGAGCCCCAUUGGGGCAUCAGCGUAUGACCAAAAGACUGAGCUUGGUUUGAGUCCUGAAGAUGAGCUAUCAGACUGGGACUCACCCAGUGUCACCAGUCAUGAUGGUAAAGAUGAUACAGACAGAGAUAAUGGACAAAUUACUGAUGUUGAUUUGGGUUUGUAUAAUCUAUUACAGUCAGUAGCCACCAAGAGCUCCAUCAAUGCAUCAGCGCAAUCACAGCUCCCUCUCCAGCUGAGGCACAAUGGUAACAAACAGGAAGGACAGAGUGGAAAAUACCUGAAGAUGGCUGAGAUAGCCAACAGCAACAAUCUGAAAAACCAGGUAAACACCCUGAAAUCUGAGUUAGCUAAGAUAACAACUCUGGCAGUGGCAGAACAUGAGGUUGAGUUUUGCCUGGCACCUCAAACAAACACAAAGAAAUUGCAACAACAAGAGAGACAGGAGCUCCAUCACCUGAGAGACAGAUUCACCCACUCACAGCACUCAAACUGUGAAGAGAGGGUAAAACUGGUGGAGCAGAGAACUAAGGAGCUCACCAGUAAGGCUGCUGCCCUCGAAGACCAGAUCCACAAGUUAAAAGAAGAAAAGAAUGAAACAGACUCUAAAUUUAAGCAACUAGCUGACUCUCUCAGGAAGAUGUCAAUCAAGGAAGCUCUUCUGGAGGUCAACAUACCUGAUUGCAGUGAUCUGGAGAAGGAGACUCAGCUUCUUAAAGACAUAGAUUGGGUUAAAGGAGUGCUAGAAGAGAGUAAAGACCACUAUAUGCAGCCCGAGAGACAAAUAAACAGUCUGAAGAGAAGUCCUGAUGAAAGGGAUAAAAAUCCCCCCAACAAACAGCUAAAGAGUCAGUCUGUGUUAGGGCUCCACCGGGCCCAGAGGGAAAAUGUUCUGUCCAAGCAGCACUCUGGCUGUGAAGAGAAGGUGCAAGUGGUGGAGGAAAGAAAUAAUAAGUGCACCAGUAACGCAUCUGACCUCCAGCACCAGCUCAAACAGUUGGAAGAAGAAAAGAAUGAAACAGAGGCUAAUCUAAGGCAACUGGCUGACUCACUUGAAAAACUGUUGACUAGUGAAACGUCACUGGAGGCCAACACACAUUAUCACAAUGACCUGGAAGAGGAGACUCAGUUCCUCAGAGACUCAGGUGAGGUUAAACAUAUACUAGAAGAGAGUAAAGACCACUAUGAACAGCCUGAGAAAAGAAUGAGCAGUCUGAAAAGCAAUCCUGGAGAAAAUCAUAAAUAUACCACUAUCAAACAGUUAAGGGAGGCUGUGGAGAGACUCAAGAAAAAGAAGGCUUAUGAUGUCCAAGACCAGAUCUUCAAGAUGGCCAAAGAAAACAAUGACACCAAGGCUAAAUUAUUUCAGCAAGCCGACUCAAUCAGGAUGCUGUCGAUGAACAAAGCUUCUCUGAGGGUAAACACACAUCAUCACAACACCUUGGAGGAGAAAACAACUCAGCUCCUCAAACUCAUAUACAGGACUAAAAAAAUACUAGAGAAUGACAACCACUGUGUGCAGUCUGAGAGACAAACUGCAUGUCUGAAGAGCAGUCUGGAAGAAAGGGAUAAGAAUACCACCAUCACAGAGUUGAAAGACGGUGUGGAGGGGUUCAAGAAGAAGAAGCCUGCUGACCUCCAAGAUCAGAUCUACAAGAUGGACAAUGAAAAGAACACAAGGCAGCAUGCUAAUUCACUAAAAAUGCUGCCAAUGAGUAAUACUUUUCUGGCGGUAAACACAAACAAUCACAGUGACCUGCAGGAGAGGACAACUCAGCUCCUCAAACUCAUUAGCAGGACCAAAAGAAUGUUAGACAACAAAAACCAUUAUGUGCAGCCUGAGAGACAAAUUAUAAUGGCUAAGAAUACCACCAUCAAACAGCUGAAGGACACUGUGGAGAGACUCAAGAAGGAGAGGUUGGGACUGUCUCUGACAGCACUUGAAAAAGAAGAAUUAAAAAUGAAAGCCAACAAGAUAGCAGAGGAGUGGAACAGUCCAACGAUGGACCUGAGCAGACACAGUCAGGCUGAGGGUGGAUUCAGAAGAAUGAAAGAAAAGGUGGAAGAUCUAGCAGAGAAGAAGGUGGAGAAGGCAGUGUCUUUCUGCAGCCAAUUAGAGAAUGUGAACUGGGAGAUUAAGAAACAGCUGACCUCCCCGAAGAGGUCCCGCUGCUGUAGCGUCCAGCUGGAGAGGAGUAAAAUGCAACCGUGUGAGGACCUGUUCCCCAACCACCUAAGGGCAGAUAAUCUGGUGCAAGUGAACCUGCAGUUCCAGACAGCUAAUCAAAAAGCAGGGGAUCAGAUCAAAGUGACUACUAGUAAGCCUCAUGAGUUGGAACAGAACAUCCAAAGGCUAGAGAGGGAACUGGCCCGUGCCUGCUCCAUGCAGUAUGAUAGCCUUGAGCGGACAACAACAAAACAGAGCUGA
This is a messenger RNA of Solea solea (common sole), 3627 nucleotides long. RefSeq names its product ankyrin repeat domain-containing protein 26-like. NCBI's taxonomy places the organism in Eukaryota, Metazoa, Chordata, Actinopteri, Pleuronectiformes, Soleidae. Bases 1 to 3627 code for a protein of 1208 amino acids. The record is from RefSeq and is a predicted model, not a curated record. The transcript is spliced from 2 exons. Gene Ontology annotation, molecular function: protein binding.